GUGGAAUGUAGGAGAGUGGAGUAUGUUUUGCUUUUCAAAAGUACAGUAUAUACAUGGUAGUAUAUGAGACCACAUGUGAGCACAUGAGAGUUGGAUUCUAAGGACGCGUGUGUUAGCGUUUAGAGCAAUAAAGAUUCAUAUUCGAAUAUUCUUCCGAACAUCUGUAAGCUGUAUACUAUAACAAUGGCAAGGUGUGUGAACGCAACGCAAGGAUUUACUCUGAGUGAUUUAACAACGCAAGAUGGUCUGGUUUUUGAAAUCGGUGAAUACCAGGGUAUGGACGAAGAAGAAUUUUCUUAUUCGCCGGCGAUUCCUCUAACUAAUGAAGAAGCUUUAAAUUUAUUGAAUAUGGACGAUUUCCAAGAUGGUGACGACGAUAAUGAUAAUGAUGAUGAUGAUACUACCAAAGAUAAUUCUGUUUCCCUCUUUGGUAUAAGCUUUGACAAGUUAAAGACUAAAAUGACAGAUAUACUUGGAAAUGGCAAAAUUAUGAAGUUGUUGAAACAGAAAGGUGUUGGAGAGAUUAUACCUUCCAAUGCCCAAGUUACUAUAAAAUACAUGGGACAUUUUGAAUACAAUGAUGAACCAUUUGAUUCCAGUUUUACUCGUGGAGGAGCAGAAACUUUUCUUCUUGGUCAAGGCUCGCUACUACCAGGUUUAGAGAUUGCCAUAUCAACUAUGCAAAAACAUGAAAUAGCAAUAUUUAUUGUACAUUCUGAUUUGGCUUAUGGAAGAUUCGGUUGUGCUCCUCGUAUUCCUCCAAAUGAACAAAUUUUAUUCAUUGUCCACUUGAUUGAUUAUCUAGAUAAUGGGUCUGUAAAGACUCUUGAAAAUCUUCCUAUAGAUGAGAGAAAAAUAUUUGCAAAUGUUGUUAGAGGGGUAUCAGCUAAGUUCAAUACUGCUAAAGAUUAUUUUAGGAGGAAAAAAAUCAAGCAAGCAAUAAGAGAGUAUGCAAAAGCAAUUCAAUGGUUAGAGGAGGCACAAUUACAAAAUGAUGAAGACGAAGAGGAAUUUAACAAGUUGGUUUCAAGAGGUUAUAGCAACCUUGCAGUUUGUUAUAAUAUGGAGAACAUGCCACGUCGUGCUUGUAAUGCAUGCAAUAGAGUACCCAUGCCAUCCGCUAAAACUCAUUUUAAUCAUGGACGAGCUUUAUUAAAAAUGGGAGAGUAUACCAAAGCAAUGGAACAAUUACAAAUGGCUGUUGCAAUAGAGCCUAACAAUGAAGAAACCAUUAAAGAAAUUAGAUUGGUAAAUGAGAAGCAACGAAAGUACUUGGAAAUAGAAAAACAACUUUGGGCAAAUUGUUUAAAAACUGAGCAGAAAGAGAAGAAAGAAUCUUCGUUUGCGAAAGUUGUGCGCAAGAUGUGCGAGACUUUCUCAAAAGACAGCCAAUUAUUAAGGCAACCACUUCCGGAAUCGUUAACACCGGAAGAAGACAAGUGCAUACGCGAGCAAGCUGCUGCAUUUGGCCUUUCGAUCACUAAGCACAAGAGAUAUGGGCGAGAAAUAACAUAUCUUAACAAAUAUAAUUAUUAA
Molecule: messenger RNA, 1536 nt
Organism: Dufourea novaeangliae
Lineage: Eukaryota; Metazoa; Arthropoda; Insecta; Hymenoptera; Halictidae
Gene: shu
Product: inactive peptidyl-prolyl cis-trans isomerase shutdown
Exons: 7
Coding region: 184-1536 (450 amino acids)
Molecular function (GO): protein binding; peptidyl-prolyl cis-trans isomerase activity
Source: RefSeq, a predicted model, not a curated record